GGUAUUGUGAUGACACGACCAAAAACAUGGCUAAGCAAAAAACCCUUUCUCUCUGCAGUUUAUUUUUCACUUCUUCGAAACGGCGGUUCUUUGAAUUUCGUAAUUUAUGUAUGCAAUCAGAAAUCAAACAUUCCAACCCUAACACUCUCUACUAUUUUGUUUUCUUUCCCGUUUGAUCACCGCUUUUCUUGUUUUUCAUUUUUCUCGGCUGAUUUCGCUGUAAUUAUAUUCUGCUAAGGUUUUCUUUCUCUUCUUCGUUGAUUUUCCUGCAUUGCCUUAUUUCAAAACGUUGGCGGUUUGAUUCUUUUUGUUUUUAACGGAGAUAGAGAGAGAUAUGGGAGACUUGGUGAAGGUGCUGUACAUAGUUGUAGUGGACGUAGGUGAGAAGAAGAAGAAGACGUCGUCGUUUCGGUACACGCGUCCCGUUCUUCAGAGUACUCUCCAACUCAUGGGAUGCAAAGCUCGUCAUGCUUUCAAGAUUAGCCAGAAGGUUUUUGAAUUGAUAAGAAAUGAACCGUUUUAUGAAUCACUACUUCAUGAGGGAAGUGAAACUUUAAAUUCUGAUGGUUUCAAAGGGAACUCUGAGAAGGAAGAUGUUUGUCCCACCAAUGGUGGCAUUCAUAGAGCAGAGACAGGAAGCUACUUAGUUUCAGAUAAAGAUGAUCAAAAUAAGAGUAUACCAUUUGAGUUGUACAAAAGAUGCACAUCGGUUGUUGUUAGAAGAGAAACUUUCUUAGAUGUUGUUUGUGAAGCUCUGUCUGAAUACAAGUAUGUGGGUCCGAACCAGAGAGCUGACUUGGCUUUGGCAUGCAGAAUCCGGGAGAGGAAGGAAUCUGUAACUGUGCUGUUGUGUGGUACUAGUGGUUGUGGCAAAUCUACUUUGUCUGCUUUGCUGGGUGGUAGGUUAGGAAUUACAACUGUGAUUUCAACUGACUCUAUUCGCCACAUGAUGAGGAGUUUUGCGGAUGAGAAGGAAAAUCCUCUACUCUGGGCUUCAACCUAUCAUGCUGGGGAAUGCUUGGAUCCUAUGGCAGUUGCAGAAGCUAAGGCUAAAAAACAGGCAAAAAAGUUGUCAGGCAUUGCUCAGUCACUUACUAAGGAUGAGGUAGUUGAUGGUUCUUCUGCUAGCAAGGGACCCCAGCCAAUGGAGAGUGGUUCUACUAAUACUGAAUUGAUCACUUCCAAACAGAUGGCAGUUGAAGGGUUCAAGGCACAAAGUGAGAUGGUAAUUGACAGUCUAGACAGGCUUAUCACUGGAUGGGAAGAAAGGAACGAGUCUGUGGUUGUUGAGGGUGUUCACUUAAGCCUCAAUUUUGUUAUGGGGCUUAUGAAGAAACACCCUUCAAUUAUACCAUUCAUGAUAUACAUUUCAAAUGAAGAAAAACACUUGGAAAGGUUUGCAGUUUGUGCAAAGUACAUGACAUUGGACCCUGCAAAAAAUAAGUACGUAAAGUAUAUAAGGAAUAUCAGGACGAUACAAGAUUAUCUAUGUAAACGAGCUGACAAGCAUUUGGUCCCCAAAGUAAACAACACAAACGUUGACAGAAGUGUUGCAGUCAUACAUGCCACGGUUUUCAGUUGCCUCCGAACGCGUGAAGCUGGAGAGCCUCUUUAUGAUCCUAUGACAAACACAGUUGCGGUGGUUGAUGAGUACCGGAACCAGUGUGCUGCCGAUUCACUAAGCUCCAAGGGAAUGUUUCAGUUGAUCCAGAGGAAUGAUUCUUGUAGGCAAUUGAUGGCCCUUCUUAACACUGAUGGAUCUGUAGCAAAAGCUUGGCCAGUUGAUUUGGUUGAUGGUAAUGGAAAACCUAUCUCUGGCCAUGGGACUGAGGGUGGAAUAGGCAUUCCCUUGUAUGGACCUUUAAAAAUUGGCAGGGCUGAACCUGUUAAUCUUCAAUUUGGUCACUUUGGAAUUAGUGCCUGGCCUAGUGAUGGUGGCACAAGUCGUUCUGGAAGCGUGGAUGAAUCAAGAUAUUAUGGUACCGAUAAUGGUAGUAGGUACCAAUCUUCGUGCUGUAGCUCACCAAGGAUGUCUGAUGGUCCAGCAAAAGAGUUGAAGGAGGAAAACUCUGUGUAUGGAAGUGAUGAAGAAGUUGACGAUCCACCUGAGGUAGACAGUGAUGAGGAUAUUAGCGAUGAUGGUGACAAAGAGGUCCAUGAAGAGGUUGGAUCUGUUGAUGAAGGCUCAACGAAAUCGGAUGAAGAGUACAAUGAUUUGGCAUUGCAGGAUGUGAUGAAUGGCUACUUCCCUGAUGAUGAAGAAGACCAUGAUGUGGCAAUCUCCAGGGAUGAAUCGACAUCAGAUAAAUAUAAGAACUUGGACCUCUUCCUUAGAAGUAUAAGAAAGCAGUUUUCGGAGCCGCUUUGCUCUCACCCUUCCCUGCUUACGGAGAAGAUGGAGAAGGGAGUGGUACCUUUCGGGAGUUUAAAAUGCGAAAACGGUGCCUCAGUCUUUCGGCCUUGGGGAAACCAGGAUCCAUAAUUGGCCAUCCCAUAGUUUGAUGUUUUCUUUU
Messenger RNA from Hibiscus syriacus, 2513 nucleotides. RefSeq names its product P-loop NTPase domain-containing protein LPA1 homolog 1-like. The record is from RefSeq and is a predicted model, not a curated record. Lineage: Eukaryota; Viridiplantae; Streptophyta; Magnoliopsida; Malvales; Malvaceae. Bases 335 to 2482 code for a protein of 715 amino acids. The transcript has 7 exons.